GGGUCGACGCUUCCGCCCAGUUUUCCGAUGUUCAUUGCCUGAGUUGAAAAUGGAAUUCGAUUAAAGCAGAUGUCCAACAACUUCUUCGAGAAAAUUUCACUCACCGUUUUUGCCUAAUGUACUUCAAUUUCAUCAUUGAAAUUAGUUUGUAGGCCUGUCUUUUUCCCCCAGUUGUGGAGGUUAUAAUUCAACGUACACCGACACAUUGACGGAUCAACGCUGCAGCGCUUUUCAAGUGUUGUCCUGGACCUGAAGUUGGCGAGGGAACGCUCGAUAGCUAAACACGAAUAACGUGCCAAAUGUCGGGUUUAUUUUGUAAAAAAAUUAGCAUCUGAACACAUUGGAUUUCGUGUUGGCGAAGAGGAUGACGAAGCUGUGUAUUUUAUUCUGGUUGGAUUUUACUUCCAGGGAAGAUAAAAUGAAUCAUCGGUUGUCAUUCCUCCUGGCAAUUUAGUUACAGCUAGCUAGGCUACUUGGUUUUCCGAAAUAAAGCUCACUUAUGCAUGCACCACUGUAAGACCAUUUACUUUUAUCCAAUAUCUGGGUGUUUUAUGCAAAAGAAAAUGGUGAUAUUUGCGGUUUAUUUCCCCGCCGUCACUGCGUCCUCGAUGCUAUUGCCAGGAUUUGGAUCCCCUUGAGGAAAGAUGAGCGAAGAUUCGACAAAUCCAAACAACGAUGACAGUUAUGCGCGUGUGAGAGCAGUGGUCAUGACUCGGGAUGACUCCAGUGGUGGGUGGCUGCCUCUGGGAGGCGGGGGCCUCAGCUGCGUUACCGUCUACAAAGUCAGCCAGACAGCGGAGAGCAACAGCAGCACCACAGACCCAAACACCACCACCACCAACCCCACAGCAGACUUCCUCAUCAAGGGGGAGAGGCUGAAAGACAAAUCGGUUGUUCUGGAGUGUAUUCUAAAGAAGGACCUGGUCUACAACAAGGUCAACCCCAUAUUCCACCAUUGGAGGAUCAACGACAAGAAGUUUGGCCUGACCUUCCAGAGUCCUGCCGAUGCCAGGGCCUUUGAUAGAGGGAUCCGCAGGGCCAUCGAGGACAUCAACCAAGGCUGUCCUGCGUUUGGUGACUCAGACUCCCUGGAUGGAUUACAGCCCCUGUGUGAGGAGCCACCCUCCAUCUGUACACCCAUGAAGGAGCCCUUCUCCCCCCUGAGUGUCCACAGUGUGGUGUCCACAGAGCCCUGCCGAGGCUGCUAUGUCCGCGCUCAGCCUUUUGACGAGUUCCCCUCCAGCAACCGGCGCUACCUGCCUCCUCAGGUCUCCUUCAAGUCGACGCGCCACGUGAGCUUUCACAUGGACGAGGAGGAGAUCGUUAGGAUCAACCCUCGUAAGGACGUUCUGAUCCGCGGUUACGAGGACUACCGCCACCCCUUCAUGUGGAAGCAUGAUGUGGAGCGAGAGGACUCUGACUUCCCCGCCUCCUUCCACAAACUGGACACCAAGAAGUGUGAGUACCUCUUCCCCGAGGGGCCGGGCAUGGAGUCCCACUCGGGCCCUGGGAGUAUGGGUAUGGACACAGGGCGAGGGCUGGGUAAAGACUCCUCCAUCAAGACCCAGCCCUCGCCGCUGCUCAAGUCCAAAAAAGGGCGGCGGCGGCGGGAGGAUGGUGAGCGUUCACGCUGUAUCUACUGUCGGGAAAUGUUCAAUCAUGAGGACAACCGGCGGGGCCAGUGCCAGGACGCUCCAGACCCCAUCAAGCAGUGCAUCUAUAAAGUCAGCUGCAUGCUGUGUGCUGAGAGCAUGCUGUACCACUGCAUGUCCGACUCUGAGGGAGACUUCUCGGACCCGUGCUCGUGUGACACGGCCGAUGAGCAGUUCUGCCUGCGCUGGCUGGCCCUGACGGCACUGUCCUUCAUCGCUCCCUGUAUGUGCUGCUACCUGCCGCUGAGAGCCUGCCACCACUGUGGGGAGGCCUGCCGAUGCUGCGGGGGCAAGCACAAGGCCGCCGGGUGACCUGACUGAACUCUGACUCCCCCUCACCCGGGACGACCUACCCACAACACAGCUAGCUAACACAGGAAAGCGGAAGCUUGUUUUUCCAUUCACCUCUCAAAGGGGGGUGACAUGUUGUUAUAGACCCCUGGCUCUGGAUGUCUUUUGGAGAUGUUUGUGUCCUCCGACGCAGAGAGCAACGGAAGACCGACCUCGUGCUUUACGGGGCUCUGAGUGUGAAGUUAAGUUCAGGAGCUGAACGCGAGGAGAAGGCAUUGUGAUUAACAGACAUGGUGAUAUUACUAAACACACACUCACACUCGUACAUAAUACACACAGGCAGGCCACCAUGUCAGACUCUCUCUAGAAGUAAUGUGUAACUUUAUGAAGGAAUAACAAAUGACGACAAAAAGAAAA
Oncorhynchus masou masou (cherry salmon) is the source of this 2360-nucleotide messenger RNA. RefSeq names its product sprouty-related, EVH1 domain-containing protein 1-like. Lineage: Eukaryota; Metazoa; Chordata; Actinopteri; Salmoniformes; Salmonidae. Gene Ontology annotation, molecular function: protein kinase binding. Gene Ontology annotation, cellular component: membrane. The record is from RefSeq and is a predicted model, not a curated record. Gene Ontology annotation, biological process: negative regulation of MAPK cascade; multicellular organism development. The coding region runs from base 645 to 1964 and encodes 439 amino acids. The transcript has 6 exons.